Diachasmimorpha longicaudata is the source of this 1440-nucleotide messenger RNA. RefSeq names its product copper chaperone for superoxide dismutase (gene Ccs). Bases 425 to 1210 code for a protein of 261 amino acids. Gene Ontology annotation, biological process: superoxide metabolic process. Gene Ontology annotation, molecular function: superoxide dismutase copper chaperone activity; copper ion binding. Lineage: Eukaryota; Metazoa; Arthropoda; Insecta; Hymenoptera; Braconidae. The transcript has 6 exons. The record is from RefSeq and is a predicted model, not a curated record.
GGGGCCUGUAGUGAUAUUCUAAGGAUUAUCACGAUUAAAUGUGGAGAAAGGCCGACAUUUUGUUUUCAUGGCGUCAUUAGAAAUUGUGGAUAACCGACAAAUGAUUGUUUUUCGCAAAAUGAACUAAUUCUAUUGUUUGUAAUAGGUUUGUUCCCGUUUGUAGUGACCUUAGAAAGUUUUGUUAGUUUCCCAUUUAUUUUUAAAUAAAUAGUUAAAAAUACACCACCAUGUUUAUUGCUUUUUUUCCCAACAAAAUGGAAUUUAAUUAUAAUAAAUGCGUCUCAUUGCGCAAUCAGAGUUGUAUGGGAUGAUCAGAAGAUGUUGAAGGCCUCAGGACGUUGAUAACACUCUAUUGGAGGUUAUCAGGAGGUGCUGGUGAGGCGAAGGUGUCCAUUUCUCUUGUGGGUUAAUUUUGUUCUCCAAGAUGACAACCAAGAUGGAAUUCGCAGUCGACAUGACGUGCCAGAACUGCGUGAAGAAGGUAGAGGAGUCUCUGGGGAAGCUGAAGGGCAUUCAGGGUGUGGAUGUCUCCUUGGAGAGGGGAACCGUUGUCGUCCAGACUCAUCUGCCUUAUUCUGAGGUUCAGGAAACGAUUGAGAAGUCUGGAAAAAGGGCUGUUCUCAAAGGAUAUGGAGACGGAAGUGUGAGUGCUGUGUCUAUGGUGGGAGGUACAUCAGGGUUUGGCAUCAAUAAAGCAAUUCAAGGUGUCGUGAGAUUCGUCCAAACACCGAAUGUCUGCAUCAUCGAUGGAACUGUGGAUGGGCUGAGCCCUGGAGCCCAUGGAAUCCAUGUUCAUGAGUGUGGAGACAUCUCUGCUGGUUGUGAUACCGUCGGGGAACAUUUUAAUCCAUAUAAUGCAGCUCAUGGAGGCCCUGAUGAUGACAUUACACGAAGGCACGUGGGUGAUCUUGGAAAUAUCGUUGCUGACAAUUCUGGACGAGCUAGAUUCAGACUCCAAGACAAAGUACUCAGUGUUGACGAUAUCAUCGGGAGAUCUCUGGUCAUCACUCAGGAUUUUGACGAUCUAGGCAAAGGAGACAGUUCGAAAUCGAAAGUUGAUGGGAACAGUGGCAGAAGAUUGGCAUGUGGCAUAAUCGCAAGAUCUUCUGGAGUCUUCGAGAAUACAAAAAAAAUUUGCGCCUGUGAUGGAAAGACCCUGUGGGACGAGCGAGACGAUGCAUUGCAAAAAGUGCAUGGUAAUAAACUCUAGGAGCUCUUCGAGUGGAUCAGUCCUCCCACUUGAUUGUGAUUUCUUAAAAAAAGUGAUAAUUAACUUCUACGUGUUGGUGGGGUAAAGAUGGUAACAUUCCGUGGGAUUCCAGGGGAGAGUUGGGGUUCACACUUUAAUUUUUGUACAUUUUUUUUAUUUGAUACGAACGGUGAAAGAUAUUAAUGAAUAAAGACUUAAUAAAUUUGAAAAAGUUCUGAUCAAAACCAAAA